Corapipo altera (White-ruffed manakin) is the source of this 1540-nucleotide messenger RNA. It is a transcript of the gene UBE2B, whose product is annotated as ubiquitin conjugating enzyme E2 B. Gene Ontology annotation, molecular function: ubiquitin conjugating enzyme activity. The record is from RefSeq and is a predicted model, not a curated record. The coding region runs from base 114 to 473 and encodes 119 amino acids. Gene Ontology annotation, cellular component: HULC complex. Gene Ontology annotation, biological process: proteasome-mediated ubiquitin-dependent protein catabolic process; DNA repair; protein polyubiquitination. The transcript is spliced from 5 exons. Lineage: Eukaryota; Metazoa; Chordata; Aves; Passeriformes; Pipridae.
UGCAGGUGGAAGUGUUCCAUCUAUAUAAGACUUGUCGUUCUGUGUUUCUGAUUUUUAGAUUGCAAGAGGACCCUCCUGUGGGUGUCAGUGGUGCACCAUCCGAGAAUAAUAUAAUGCAGUGGAAUGCAGUUAUAUUUGGGCCAGAAGGGACACCUUUUGAAGAUGGUACUUUUAAACUAGUAAUAGAAUUCUCCGAAGAAUAUCCAAAUAAACCUCCAACUGUUAGGUUUCUAUCAAAAAUGUUCCAUCCAAAUGUGUAUGCGGAUGGCAGCAUAUGUUUAGAUAUUCUUCAGAACCGCUGGAGUCCAACAUAUGAUGUGUCAUCUAUUUUAACUUCAAUUCAGUCUCUGCUUGAUGAACCCAAUCCAAACAGUCCAGCAAACAGUCAGGCAGCACAGCUUUACCAGGAGAACAAACGUGAAUAUGAGAAAAGAGUUUCAGCUAUUGUGGAACAAAGUUGGAAUGAUUCGUAACAGCUGCUGUGUUACUCUCCAUCCUCCUAAUCCUUAUGUACAAUUUAACUCUCAGUAGAAAGGCUACCAGAAAUUUCAAGUGCCACAGUUCUAUGAAUUUGCAUAAAACCUCAUUUGCAAACAAAAUUAAGCCCUCCAGUUUAGGAAAGCUAAAAGCUUGUGUAUCUCGAUUAACGUCCUUUUUAUUGCAUGGUAUGAACUAAGUUAUUGCUACAUAAAUUUGUAAUAUAUCCUGUUUGUAUUUUUUUUCCAAGUGUAUAAUGUUGGUGUGGAGUUUUCAUGACAGAAUAUACACAUUUUGUAAAUCUGUACUUUUUCAAAUAUUGAAUGCCUUAUUUUUGAAUUCUUUAGAUUUUUAAAUUGGAGAAAAGCACUUAAAGUUUUUAUAUAUGAAUAUUUCAUGUAAAACUGUUAAAUACAUAACCUUAGUGCAAGACAUUCUGCUCUCACUCUGUAUCUGUUUCCAAGGGCUCAUUUUUAGUCCAUUUUUCCUUUUGGUCUAUGCUGAUGGUACCAUGCACUUUACAAACAGGAAAGUUAAUCCAUGAUGUAACCAUCUCCACAGGAUGUCUUUGCUUCUGCACCAGAGCUUAGCUUGAUUCUGUGUGUCCUCAGUUGUAUGAGGAAGAGUUUUGGUAGCUGCUAAUCACAAAUGGGGAAACAGAUGUAACUAUUUUGCUAAAAAUCCCACUUUAAACCAGCAGGGGAGUUGGAAACACCACCUGGAUGAACCAGGCUUGGUGCUAAUGUAUUCUAAUAACUUUUAUUUUUCAGGGAGAUUGUAUUUUACCAAGUUGUAAAAUGUUGUCAUCUAAAUCUGUCCUAUAUUCACACACUGUAAUAUAGUUUUGAAUACCUUCCAGUAAUUAAAGAGGUGUCCCAUUAGUUUCCCUUGGGGGUGGGGAAAAAAUUAAUCACCAACAGAAGAAAACACGCCUGCAGAUUUAAUGGAGUUAUUCUUUGAGGCUUGGCUGUGCAUUGCCUGGUCAGGUCUCGUGUCUGUAUCACAGAGGUUCCACAUACUUCUAAACUGCUGGUUUUAAAGAAGUUUGGCUUUGCUUUUGGAA